Messenger RNA from Nylanderia fulva, 1595 nucleotides. RefSeq names its product V-type proton ATPase subunit Vha44 (gene Vha44). Gene Ontology annotation, biological process: proton transmembrane transport. Gene Ontology annotation, cellular component: vacuolar proton-transporting V-type ATPase, V1 domain; lysosomal membrane. NCBI's taxonomy places the organism in Eukaryota, Metazoa, Arthropoda, Insecta, Hymenoptera, Formicidae. Gene Ontology annotation, molecular function: proton-transporting ATPase activity, rotational mechanism. The record is from RefSeq and is a predicted model, not a curated record.
CGCCGCUGGCGUAGUUCGCGAGUCAGCUGACAGCGUUAUUUAGUUCCACGGUUUCGUUAUCGAAUGAGGCGCAACAGCAGCACAUAAUUGUCAUCACGUGAGAGGUCACAAUGUUUUCUGCUGAUUUUCUCGUCGGGGAGCAGUUUCGUCCAGCCAGCGAGAUUUUUUAAAAAUCCUCCGCGGCCAGCAUCGAGAUCCUGGCGAUUCGAUCCGCUUCUUUUCACGAUCGACGACGUCAACCAAGGACUCUCCAACUUCCAUUUUCGUAGUAAAAAGUUAUUUACAAAGGAGAUAAAAUGACAGAAUACUGGUUGAUAUCAGCACCAGGAGACAAAACCUGUCAGCAAACAUGGGAAACUAUGAACAACCUGACAUCCAAGCAACAUUCUUUAUCAGUAAAUUAUAAAUUUCACAUUCCGGAUCUAAAAGUUGGAACAUUGGAUCAAUUGGUCGGGUUGUCGGAUGACCUUGGCAAACUUGAUGCAUAUGUGGAGCAAGUAACACGUAAAGUGGCAACUUAUCUAGGGGAGGUUUUGGAAGAUCAGAGGGAUAAGUUGCAUGAAAACUUGUUGGCUAAUAACAGUGAUCUACCAUCAUAUAUAACUCGAUUCCAGUGGGAUAUGGCUAAAUAUCCCAUCAAACAAUCUUUGAGAAACAUAGCGGAUAUUAUUAGUAAACAAGUGGGACAGAUUGAUGCUGAUCUGAAAACUAAGUCUACAAUAUACAAUAAUUUGAAAGGCAGCUUACAAAAUCUUGAAAAAAAACAGACGGGAAGCUUAUUAACACGUAAUUUAGCAGAUUUAGUGAAAAAGGAACAUUUUAUCUUGGACAGCGAAUAUUUAACUACUUUGCUUGUGAUUGUACCAAGAUCCAAUUUCCAGGAUUGGUACGGUUGUUAUGAAAAACUGACAGAUAUGAUUGUACCACGUAGUACCCAACUUAUUACUCAAGACUCAGAAUAUGGAUUAUUUACAAUCACUUUAUUUAAGAAAGUAAUUGACGAAUUUAAGUUGCAUGCUCGUGAGAAGAAGUUUAUUGUACGAGAUUUUAUAUACAAUGAAGAAGAACUAGCAGCAGGAAAGAAUGAAAUUACAAAGCUGGUUACUGAUAAAAAGAAACAAUUCGGACCACUCGUUCGCUGGCUAAAAGUGAAUUUCAGUGAAUGUUUCUGUGCUUGGAUCCAUGUCAAAGCUUUACGUGUAUUUGUUGAAUCUGUUCUUAGAUAUGGCUUACCUGUCAAUUUCCAAGCAAUAUUAUUGCAUCCACAUAAGAAAUGCGCAAGGAGAUUACGUGAUGUCUUGAAUCAGCUUUAUGCUCACUUAGAUUCAUCUGCUACAUCUUCAACAGUGCAUAAUCAAGAUAAUGUGGAUAUACCAGGAUUAGGUUUUGGCCAAAGCGAUUAUUUCCCGUAUGUUUAUUAUAAGAUCAAUGUGGAUAUGGUUGAUAGCAAGGUCUAAUUACUAGAAUUUACUUUCCUUCUUCCGCAUAUAUUUCCUUUUACUUGCGAAGACACGUCUAUUACAUCAAUCUAUGGCGGUGAGGUCAAAUUUCUCGUCCGUAUUAAUAAAUAAAAAGAUAUAAUGCAUUUUCAAAAA